AUGGAGAGCGCCAUCAGGGACCAUCUACUCUGGGCCAACGCCACCAACCAGGAGAUCGACCACGCGCUCAAGCUGAAUGCUGCUAAAGUGGAGGCUGUUGGCCCUGGCAACACAAUCUGCUGUAGGUCGCAACAACCACAUCAACUGCGCAUUAGAUCUGUCAUAUACUUGAUUCUGGCAAAUUCAGCCAGCAGCAAGAUCAUUAAGGAGCUUGAGCAUAAGGUGCAAGUGCUGCAGAGUGCAGACAGAGGCUACGACACUCUCAGCACAGUUGACAAUGCUGCAGCCGAUGAAGAUGAUCUACCAGAAGCCGAUGACUUUGAUCCUACAGAGGUGUUCACCAUGGAAGAUUUUCUAGAGGAGGAUGAAAUUGUAGAAGAAUUUGUGAGGAAGAUUGGAGAUGGAUUCAAGGCUGACAUCCAAGGAGGAACAUCGUCUGUGACUCGCCGCCGCCGACAGAGUGGACCAAGGAGAAGAGUUGAUGCAACUGGUAUGGACGGUCAUUCACCCCUUCAGAAGUAUACUGCAGCUAUCCAGAUGUUAGCAUGCGGCUCGCCGGCGGACCAACUUGAUGAGCGGCUGCUAGUUUCUUGCUUCGAUGAACACAAGAGCGCAGCAGAAACAAGAACUUCCGCACAGGCCAUGGGUGAUUUUAUUCUGAAACUAUGUCAAUCCCAGCUAACAAAUCUCACCUCUAAGGCCUUGGACGGCAGGCCUACGAAGCUCGCCUCCGCCAUGUGCCUUGCCUCGUCGGGAUGCGCCCUGCCCCGCCGGCGCGGCCGCACUCUUCCUCGCCGACGCGGCUGUGGUCCACCACGCUCUUGA
Messenger RNA from Miscanthus lutarioriparius, 825 nucleotides. NCBI's taxonomy places the organism in Eukaryota, Viridiplantae, Streptophyta, Magnoliopsida, Poales, Poaceae. The record is from the annotation of a GenBank genome assembly.